Messenger RNA from Thunnus maccoyii (southern bluefin tuna), 1219 nucleotides. It is a transcript of the gene map1lc3cl, whose product is annotated as microtubule-associated protein 1 light chain 3 gamma, like. Lineage: Eukaryota; Metazoa; Chordata; Actinopteri; Scombriformes; Scombridae. The coding region runs from base 104 to 514 and encodes 136 amino acids. Gene Ontology annotation, biological process: cellular response to nitrogen starvation; macroautophagy; autophagy of mitochondrion. The transcript has 4 exons. Gene Ontology annotation, molecular function: ubiquitin protein ligase binding. The record is from RefSeq and is a predicted model, not a curated record. Gene Ontology annotation, cellular component: cytosol; autophagosome membrane; autophagosome.
UCCACCCGAGGGGACGUCAGUGUCAGCCCGGGCAAGACCACCACCGCUGCCACCGCCUCCAUCACCUCAGGUCUCUGCAAGCCGACCCAGAUAAGCAACAAACAUGGCUCCUUUUGAGAAAUCCAUGGAGAUGAUGCCCUUCAAGCAGAGGAAAUGCCUCGAAACAAGAAAAGAUGAAGUGUGCAGCAUUCGGUCCAAAUUCCCCAACAAGUUGCCGGUGAUUGUCGAACGCUACAUCCGUGAGAAGACCCUCCCCCUGCUGGACAAGACAAAGUUCCUGGUUCCCUUCGAGCUCACCUUGGGUCAGUUCCUCUGCCUGCUCAGAAAUAAGAUCGACCUGGACUCGACACAGGCUUUGUUUCUCCUGGUGGCAGAGAAGAGCAUGUCCUGUAUGUCCUCCAGCAUGGGGGAGGUCUAUUCCCGCUACAGAGACCUUGACGGUUUCCUCUACAUCACCUACGCCUCACAGGAGAUGUUUGGGGCGCCUCAACCAGCAGCCAGGCCACCCUGCUGAGCCUGAAGCAGAUAAAACGAACUGAAACACAACCAACACUGGAACAGAUGAUCGCCAAAACUGAACUGAGCCGUCUGUUGUUGUCCAGUUUUUUAGCGUCAAACGUCCAAUCAGCCUACCUCAUGAACCUCUUUGGACUUUUAAACAAUGCAGGUCAUUCCAUCCCUCCUUUUUAUGGCUUAAACACUUCAAUCUUCAAUCUUCAAUCACAACAGACUGUGGUGGGCAAAGAGUCACUUGAUGAAGUCUUUGUUUAGGACUGAUUCAUUUUUUUUUACUCUGUUAGGAGAUAUGAAAAGAAAAAGUAUUGAUUUAUGUACAAGCCAAUACAUGUUUUGGAGUUUUUUUAAAAUUCAGGUAACUGCUUUUGCCUGUUUUAUCUCCUCACAAGUCAAAAAAUAUUUGCCCUUCCUCAGAAACGCUGUGCUUCAGUGCAGAAAAACAGUGUUCACAUUGUUCACGACCUUGAACCACCACCUUCAUCUUACAAAAACAGGUUCAACGUCUUUCUGGUAAUCAGACUCUUCGUAGCACUUAUCUCCCCCUUCCUCCUCCUCUGCUGUCUUUGAUUGCCUCUUCAUCCUUGUCUUCCCUCAAAAAUGUGAAAUUGUGCUCCGGACUCAUCACCACAGGGGAUUAUUGAGGUACUCGGUGAAAACCUGGAUGUAAGGUGUAUGCGGCUCUGAUGUGUUUUCUGUAACCAGA